Molecule: messenger RNA, 1515 nt
Organism: Pediculus humanus corporis (human body louse)
Lineage: Eukaryota; Metazoa; Arthropoda; Insecta; Psocodea; Pediculidae
Product: carboxypeptidase M precursor, putative
Exons: 8
Coding region: 1-1515 (504 amino acids)
Biological process (GO): proteolysis
Cellular component (GO): cell surface
Molecular function (GO): zinc ion binding; metallocarboxypeptidase activity
Source: RefSeq, a predicted model, not a curated record
AUGUCGGUUUUACUGUCUUUGGUAAAAAAUUUAUUUCCUUAUUUAAUAAUUUUAAUAUUAUCGAAAAACUAUGCAACUGGCCGUGAAGUUUUAGAUUCGAAACAUAAACCUGAUGAUAGGUACAUAACCGAAAAUUAUAAAUCACCAUUUGAUUCUAAUUCGCAUGGUUUCGAUGGGGUACCCAUAUCUCACGGUUCAAACGAUCAAAAACUUGAAUUUAAAUAUCACAAUUAUGAAAAAUUAACAAAAUUUUUAAGAAUGACUUCAUCGAAAUAUCCAAGUUUAACUGCACUUUAUUCAAUUGGAAAAUCCGUUCAAAACAGAGACUUGUGGGUCAUGGUUGUAUCAUCAUCUCCAUACGAACAUAUCAUAGGAAAACCAGAUGUUAAAUAUGUUGCUAAUAUUCAUGGAAACGAAGCAGUAGGAAGAGAAUUGAUGCUGCAUCUUAUUGACUAUCUCGUUCAAAAUUACAAUACGGAUCCAUACAUAAAAUGGUUAUUAGACAACACGAGAAUUCACAUAAUGCCAUCGAUGAAUCCCGAUGGAUUCGAAGUAGCAAGAGAGGGACAAUGUAAUGGUGGUCAAGGACGUUAUAAUGCCAGAGGUUUCGAUUUAAAUCGUAAUUUUCCGGAUUAUUUUAAACAAAAUAAUAAAUCACCACAACCGGAAACGGAAGCAGUCAAAGAAUGGAUUUCAAAAAUACAAUUUGUACUUUCUGGAGGCAUUCACGGUGGUGCUUUAGUUGCUAGUUAUCCGUUUGACAAUACACCGAAUUCCAUGUUUCAGAGUUACUCUGCUUCACCAUCGAUAACACCCGACGAUGACGUUUUCCAACAUUUAUCAUACACAUAUUCUAAAAAUCAUUUGAAAAUGAGUAAAGGAACUUCGUGUAAAGCCGGAUCUCCAAGUUUUUCAAAAGGAAUUACAAAUGGAGCUGCUUGGUAUCCUUUAACAGGGGGCAUGCAAGAUUUUAAUUAUGUAUGGUACGGAUGUAUGGAAAUCACUCUUGAACUUUCCUGUUGCAAAUAUCCUCCAGCAUCAAGACUUCCACAAUUUUGGGAAGAUAAUAGGGCAUCAUUGAUAAAAUUUUUAGCGGAAGCUCAUAGAGGAGUUCAUGGUUUUGUCAUGGACGAACAUGGAAAUCCGAUUGAAAAAGCUUCUCUCAAAGUCAAAGGACGUGAUGUUGGAUUUCAAACUACAAAAUAUGGAGAAUUUUGGAGAAUUUUACUUCCAGGAUAUUACAAGCUUGAAGUUUAUGCUGAUGGUUAUCAUCCACGUGAACUCGAAGUCGCAGUAGUCGAACAACAUCCAACUCUCGUUAACAUCACAUUACAUCCAUCAAAGAUAAAUGUGACAAAGGGAAAAUUGGUGUGGGAAGAAAUAAUAACGGAAAGUAUUCCGACAUAUGAAUUUAACGAUUCAUCGCAUACUUCUUAUUCUGAAACUCCAUUUUUAAUUGCUGUUUCUGACAAAAUUUCUUACACAACCGAAGACAAUCAACAAGAGACAAUCUAA